Messenger RNA from Lingula anatina, 1296 nucleotides. RefSeq names its product isochorismatase domain-containing protein 2. The record is from RefSeq and is a predicted model, not a curated record. Lineage: Eukaryota; Metazoa; Brachiopoda; Lingulata; Lingulida; Lingulidae.
CAAAGAAAACAAGACAGCAUGUCUGGUCGUAAGCUAGGGAAGAUUGCGGUGCAAUCCAGCGCCUUCUUUUUGUGUGACAUGCAAGAAGGAUUUCGUAAAACAAUAAGCUAUUAUCCUGCAGUUAUUGAAGUGGCUAGGAGGGUGCUUGCUGCCAGUGAACAUUUGAAUAUGCCUGUUGUUGUGACUGAGCAAUACCCAAAAGGUCUUGGUCCAACUGUAAGUGAACUGAAUGUGAAGCACCAUAAAGUAUUCCCAAAGACUAAAUUUACAAUGGCCAUACCAGAGGUGGAGGAACACCUUAGCAAAUACCCAGAUAUAAAAUCCAUAUUACUGUGUGGUAUAGAGGGUCAUGUCUGUAUCCAGCUAACUGCACUGGACCUGUUAGAAAGGGGAUAUGAUGUUCACGUCAUAGUGGAUGGUAUAUCAUCUAGGAGCAUGGUGGACAGAAUGUUUGCUUUACAGCGGAUGAAGGAAGCUGGUGCCUUCCUUACCACAAGUGAGAGUGCCCUGCUGUCCCUGGUAGCAGAUGCUAAGCACCCACAGUUUAAAGGCGUCCAAAAAGUCAUCUGGGACUCUGCCCCUGACAGUGGACUUCUAGGACCUGGUACACCAGUCUAAUACACUUACAGGACCUUGGGCAGGCUCUAGCAGGGAUGAUUUCUUAACAAUAGACAGGGGUCAUCUUGUCUGGACCUUUCUGAAGGGUCAGAUUGUUUUGCCAUCAUACAUUAAUUAAUACACCAUACAUUGCAAUUAAUAUUAUACUGUCAUGUAUCAGUGAAUAAUUGAAGAAUAAAAAUUAUUUUAAUUGCGUAAGUUUUAAAUGUGUAUGGAUGUAUGCAAAAUAUUUUUUGGGAGGUGGUAACUAAAUACAGUGAAAAUUGUCAGGUCAUGGUUGCUUAUUUCAAAUUAUAAAAGUGGUAAAAAUUGCACUCUAUUUAUGUCAAUAAAACAGUACUGCACAGGUUUUGUUUCAAGAGUAAGGUUAUGUAGGGAGUACAGCAGAGAAACUGCACACAAAGGGUGAAAUAUUGGUGCCAAUGAAACUGCCUUAGGCAAGUUUAUUCAUAGUUGCUAUAUGAGAGGAGUGGAAUAAAUUAUUUGCUCGAUUCAAUAAUUGGUUGGUGUUGGUGGCAAGAGCGGGAGUCACCCCAUGUUGCUUGAGCAGUAACACCUUGACAACCGAGUGGCGUGAUAAAUUGUUAAAGGGAUAAUAACUUAUUCGUUUUGGCCAAAAAUGAAUUUUCCAGGAGUAAACAACAAAUUUCCCAUACUUACCAAUGGUUAAUGAAUCCA